This is a messenger RNA of Arctia plantaginis, 306 nucleotides long. NCBI's taxonomy places the organism in Eukaryota, Metazoa, Arthropoda, Insecta, Lepidoptera, Erebidae. The record is from the annotation of a GenBank genome assembly.
AUGAACACUGACAUGUAUAAUUUCACUUUCAUCUCAUUCCAACACAACGCUCACGACCUGAUCAAUCUAAUUGGCACUUUUCUCUUUUCAGAGAUCACCUCCACAAAAUUGUUAGGCGUCGUAGUACUGAUAGAUCCUGUUAGUCCAGAAUGGACACGUUUGUAUGCAAGUGAAAUUAUAUCAAAUGAGAAGGUAGAAGGUUCGUGGAGAUCCAAGAUGGCGACUGCAGCUCCAGCGGCGUCGUGCAUGAGCACGAAACACGGUUGCGUCAUGUUCGACUGUCUUGUGCAUCUUUGGGAAUGGUAA